Dentiscutata erythropus is the source of this 207-nucleotide messenger RNA. Lineage: Eukaryota; Fungi; Glomeromycota; Glomeromycetes; Diversisporales; Gigasporaceae. The record is from the annotation of a GenBank genome assembly.
AUACAAAUAUUUGAAAUGUUGCAGAGAAAACAAAAAACUGCUAGUAGAUAUUUAUGGAUGUAUUAUGAAGAUUAUAUAGAAGAAUAUCUUAUGAUUAACAGACACCUUGUUCAUCGUUUAGUGGCAUUAGCAUUUUGCUCCAACAAAGAAUAUGUGAAUCAUAUUGAUAAUUAUUCUAUUGACAAUAAAGCAUCCAAUCUUGAAUAG